This is a messenger RNA of Colletotrichum lupini, 204 nucleotides long. RefSeq lists its product as uncharacterized. The record is from RefSeq and is a predicted model, not a curated record. The transcript has a single exon. Bases 1 to 204 code for a protein of 67 amino acids. NCBI's taxonomy places the organism in Eukaryota, Fungi, Ascomycota, Sordariomycetes, Glomerellales, Glomerellaceae.
AUGCUCGCCUCCUCAUCAGCGUCUUCGACCUUUGGCCGUCCAAGUGGUUAUCGCAUGCAGUUGAAGAAUGCAAGCGCCACCCCCGGACAAAACGAACCCAAUUCAACCCACCGGAGACUUUCCAGCCCUGACUUGCGGAGCGUUCACGAUCGAGGGCUUCAUCGAGACAUGACCAGCCGGGCGGGGAGUGAGCAUGGCAGCUAG